GGGGAGUUCCACGAGGUAUGACUAUCAUUAUUUUGCAGCGAUCAUAAAUACGCAAAAAUAUUUGUUUCGAAACAAAGGCGAAAGAAAACAUCUUGCAUUGAAAAUGUCCUGUCUUAAUUUUGUCGUUGUCAUGUUGAUGGUGGUUGUCAUUAAGGUCAAUUCUGAAGAGUACAAAAAGGUAUGCUAUUUCACAAGUUGGUCACAAUACAGACAAGGACCAGCGAGAUUUAUUCCUGAGAAUAUCGACCCGUCUCUUUGCACGCACAUCAUCUAUGCAUUCGCUUACAUAGACAAAAGAGCAAGUGAUUACAGUAAACUGAGAGUGUUUGAACACAACGAUGUUUCAAUGUAUCAAAGGAUCAACUCUCUAAAACGACGUAAUCGCUCACUGAAGACUUUGUUAGCAGUUGGGGGCUGGAACCACGGAUCAGGUCCUUUCUCCAUUAUGGCAAAUAAUGCAACCAAGCGAAGAAACUUUGUGAAAAACUCCAUUGCGUUUUUAAGACGGUAUCGCUUUGACGGCCUCGAUUUGGAUUGGGAGUACCCAGCCCAACGAGACAGUACUAACAUAAAUACAGAUAAAGUUGCCUUUGUGAAACUAUGCAAGGACCUGAAGAAUGGUUUCCAGCGAGAAGCAAGAUCAUCUAGAAAACCUCGUUUAUUACUGGCUGCUGCAGUUGGAUGCGGGCCUCGAAACAUUCAUACAUCAUACGAUGUGCGAUCAAUGUCAAGGCACUUGGAUUUCAUUAACUUGAUGACGUAUGACUUGGCUGGCCAAUGGGAUGGUAGAACUGGAAUCCAUGGAGCUCUUCAUGGUGCACCUGGUGAUGCAUCAUACGAACUGAAUCAGGAAUGGUCGGUAAAUAGGUAUAUCGAACUUGGUGCCCCAAGAAAGAAACUGGUGCUUGGAAUUCCUAUGUAUGGUCGAUCAUUCAAGUUGACAAGUGGUAGUUCAGAUGUCGGUGCACCUGCAGCUUUCUCGGGUGCAAUUGCUGGUCCCUACACAGUACAAUCUGGUAUCAUGGCCUAUUACGAAGUUUGUGCGAAGAUCAAAGCAGGUUGGGAGUACAAGUUUGACCCAUUGCGGAUGGAUUCAUACAGUUACAACGGCACAGACUGGGUAGGAUUCAGUGACAAAACCAGUGUUGCUAAAAAGGCUGAGUUCAUUAAGGCCAAACGUCUUGGUGGUGCCAUGAUCUGGUCACUUGAUUUUGACAAUUUUAAAAGAAAUGCGUUAUGUAACACGGAUAAAGAAGAUUUCACCUUAUUGAAAACGAUCAAUAAGGUCUUAGAUGGAAUAGUUGAAACAACCACUGCAGCAACUGUAACCACAACAACAGAGCCAGAAGACGUUGAACUCAAAAAGGUGUGCUAUUAUACAAGUUGGUCACAGUACAGAAAGGGAGCUGGACGGUUUCUGCCUGAGGAUAUUGACCCAUCUCUAUGCACCCAUAUCAUUUAUGCAUUCGCUUACGUGGACACCAGGAUAAACUCUUACAGUUAUAGUGGACUGAAGGCCUAUGAAUACAAUGAUGUUCAAAUGUAUGAGAGUAUUAACGCCCUGAAGAAACAAAAUCCUUCACUGAAAACAUUGUUAGCAGUGGGGGGCUGGAACCAUGGAUCUAAACCAUUCUCCUAUAUGGCUAACAGAAUGGCCAAUCGCAAGAAUUUUGUGACAAAUUCUAUCAAGUAUUUGAAACGGUAUGGCUUUGAUGGGUUAUCUUUGGAUUGGGCAUAUCCAGGACAACGAGAUUCAAACAGCAGUACUGAUAAAGCCGCUUUUGUAGAACUAUGCAAGGACAUGAAAGCUGGCUUCGAGAAAGAAGCAAAAUCCUCUGCUGGACCUCGCUUGAUAUUGACUGCCGCAGUUGGAUGUGGACCUAAGAAUAUUGAAACAUCAUAUGAUGUACCUGGAAUAUCUAGGUAUCUCGAUUUCAUUAACUUGAUGGCUUAUGACUUAGCUGGCCAGUUUAGAACAGGGAUCCAUGGAGCUCUUCACAGUGGACAAGGGGAUGCAUCGCUCGAGCUGAAUCAGGAAUGGUCUGUAAAAAAGUUUAUCGAAUUGGGUGCACCUAAGAAAAAGCUGGUGUUGGGAAUUCCUUUGUUUGGUAGAUCGUACAAGUUGAGAACUGCAAAUUCAGCUAUCGGUGCUCCUGCGACUACAAAGGGUGCUAUCGGUGGCCCUUACACAGUGGAACCUGGUUUUAUGGCAUAUUACGAAGUUUGUGCCAAACUUAAAGCAGGUUGGAGGUAUAAGUUUGAUUCGCAGCGUGGAGACCCGUAUGCUUAUUCUGGUUAUAACUGGGUAGGAUUUAGUGACAAGACCAGUGUAGCAAAGAAGGCUGAAUUCAUCAUAGAUGAAGACCUUGGUGGUGCCAUGAUAUGGGCCCUCGAUCUGGACAAUUUUAACAAAGAUUCAUUGUGCAACACGGAUACAGAGGAUUUCCCACUGUUAAAAACCAUUAAUAAAGUCUUUGACACUGCAGAUCAACGGAAGUUGUUCAAAUGUCCAUCCACACCAGUUUAUCGCAAGUACCAGACCUCUGAUUGUACAAAGUACGUUACUUGUCUUAAUGGGGAAAACUAUGGAACCAAGCCCUGCAGGAGUGGUCUACUUUUCUCCGAGUCCAAACAACGAUGUAUUAGCAAAACCUAUGUCAAAUGUGAUGAUACCACAACUGUCAAACCAACUGUCACAACAGUUCCGCCAACCCCGUCCACGAAAGCCUUUACUUCACCAACUACCACUACGGUCUCACCAAUUACAGCAACCCAGGCAAAAGAAGAUAGACAUCAACGAAAAUCAAGUGAAGUUUUCAAAUGUCCAUCCGGACCAUCUGCACCAGUUUACAGAAUGUACCAAGAUCCUAAAGACUGUACUAAGUUCAUAACUUGCCUCAGUGGCACAAACUUUGGUACCCAGUCUUGUCCGAGUAGUUUAUUGUUUUCCGAGCCUAAGCAACUGUGUGAUAACAAAGAAAAUGUCAAGUGUGUGUGAAAUGGAUUCCUGGAACGGAUACUUCGAUGUGAUGGAUUUUUGUUAUAUAUGUAUGUCUUCCAUGUAAAAUAAAAAUGAAAUAACAAUGUUGAAGC
Messenger RNA from Owenia fusiformis, 3093 nucleotides. NCBI's taxonomy places the organism in Eukaryota, Metazoa, Annelida, Polychaeta, Sabellida, Oweniidae. The record is from the annotation of a GenBank genome assembly.